CCACAACACGCGCACGCGUCCACUAGCAACACUUGUUGACAUUCAAACUCUCCCUGUCGCUGCUGGUGCUGUCGCCGUCCAACAAGCCGCCGCCCCCGCCGCCAUGCCCGCGAGAUCCAUCCGCGGACCUCGCCACAGUCGGCCGACUGAUGGCAAGGCUUCGUGGGAAGUCGACGCCGACCAGCCCAAGCCCCACGACUCAACGCGCGCUCGCCGAGCCUUCUGCGUCACCGACCUUACUUCCCGCCCGGCGUCAAACAUAAACACGAUCCACGAUAUCAUGUUGUAUGCCGCCCGAGUGCACGGUUCCAAGCAGGGCUUUGGCAAGCGCAAGGUCGUGGCACGGACGGAGGAGAUCAAGAUCUUGACCAGGACAGAUAGCAGCACCAGCUCCAAGCCUAGCUUGCGACGGCCCGUCGAGCUGUUCACCCUCUCGCCAUACGAGUGGAUCAGCUAUGAGCAGGCACUGCAAGAAGUUCGCGACCUUGGUUGCGGCCUCCGCACCAUUGGUGUAGGGGAUAGGCGUGAGGGGCAAUACUUUGGCAUCUAUGCGCCAACAAGCCGCAACUGGAUGUUCAUGGCCCAGGCGUGUGCGUUCAACGGUGUGCCCAUCUGCACAGUAUACGACACUGCAUCCACCGCAGCAGUGGCGGAAGCGUUCAACGAGGCGCGAGUACCCGCAAUCUUCACGGACGCGUCCCUCCUACCCCAUCUCCUUCGGCAGCUGGCACGCACCCCCACCCUCCGCGCAAUCGUGUACGACAAUGUCAACGGAGCGUCCGAGCAGGAGAUCACCGCCGCCCUCUCUGCCAUCAGGAAUCAGUACCCCGGCAUUCAGCUGCAUACGAUCGACGCGAUUCGGCAGCUCGGCCGCGAGCACGCGCUCGUCAUGGCCGACCGCGCGCGACGCAACGAUAUCUUCUGCCUCAUGUACACCAGUGGUGGCGGUGGCAAGCCCAAGGGCGUACUACUGACCCAUGGCAAUGUCCUUGCUGCAGCCGCAUCCAUCGCCAUCCUCAUGAAGGACGUGCUGGUCGACCAGGAGUGCUACCUCGCGUUCCUCCCCGCCGCUCAUGUCAUCGAGUUCAUCGUCGAGAUGACCUUCAUCUUCUCGGGCGUGCCCAUCGCAUACGGGCGUAUCAAGACCCUGUCCGACGCCAACGUCAAGAACUGCAAGGGCGACAUCAUGGAGGCGCGGCCGUCGGUCAUGAUUGCCGUUCCUACCGUCUGGGAGCUGCUCCGCAAGGGCAUCAUGGGCAAGGUGUCCUCCGGCCUCAAGAAGACCGUGUUCAACACGGCCAUGAAGGCCAAGUAUGCGGGACAGAGCAAGAGUAUCCCCGGGCUCGCCAAGCUGUCCGAUGCCAUGGUCUUCAACCGCGUCAAGGAGCUCACCGGCGGCCGGCUGCGCACGAUCCUCAACAGCGGCACGCCGCUGUCACCGAGCACGCAAAAGUUCCUGUCCAUUGCGCUGGUACAGAUGAUCCAGGCGUACGGCAUGACCGAGUGCGGCGGCGUCACGAUCCAACACCCCAACUGGCGGACGUUUGGGUCUGUCGGUGGACCAGCACCUGGGUGCGAGAUCAAGCUCGUCGACAGGCUCGACGUGCACCCCGGCUACUCGUCCAACGACAACCCGCCCCGCGGCGAGGUGUACGUCCGAGGGCCGUCCGUGUGCGCCGGCUACCACAACCGCGAGCUCAACCGUGCGGCGUUCACAAACGACGGCUGGUUCCUCACCGGCGACAUUGGGCAGUGGAACCCCGACGGCACGUUGACCAUCAUCGACAGAGUCAAGAACCAUGUGCCGCUGGCAGGUGGCACCGGUGUUGCGCUCGAACGCCUUGAGUCGAUCUACAAGUCGUGCCCGCUCAUCACGAACUGCUGCGUAGUCGCCAACCCGUUCCACGCGCGCCCGGCCCUCGUGGCCGUAGUGCACCCGGCCAACCUGCCCUCGUUUGCGCGCAAGCACGGCAUCCCAUGCUACCCGCACGACAUUGAGGUGCAGUGCCGCAACCCACGCCUCGUGUCGCUCGUCCUCGACGUGCUCAACGAGUCGGCGCGUCGUGAGGGCUUGCGUGGUGUGGAGCUCCUCGAGGCGCUCGUGCUCACCGCCGACGAGUGGACGUCCGACCUCGGGUUGUUGACCGCCGCUCAGAAACUCAUUCGCCCCGUCAUCGAAGACUACUACGAGGACGAGCUCAACCGCAUGUACACGGCCAACGGGCCCGAGUACUACAACCAGAUGAAAGGAAACGCCGAUCUCCUGCGCUCCGUGGCCAACAGGCCGCGCGGCUCGGGGCCAGUGUUCUCCCCGGACGGCGAGCGCACGCCGACGCUGUCCCCGGCAUCGAGGUCGACCUCUCCGCCGCCGAGUAGCAUCGCGACGCAGUCGCCCACGCUUCCGUCGUCGAUGACGCUCCCGUCGAUACCGCUUCCGCCCAGCCGCGCGAUAUCGACUCACUCGUCGUCCCCCCACUCGACAAUGGCCCACCCGCUUCUCGCGAUGGCCACCAAGUCGGCCGCCGAGCUCGCGACGGCCGACCUUGCUGCAUCGCUCAACCCGCGCUCGCGCAAGCCCAGUUUCAUCUAG
Molecule: messenger RNA, 2590 nt
Organism: Vanrija pseudolonga
Lineage: Eukaryota; Fungi; Basidiomycota; Tremellomycetes; Trichosporonales; Trichosporonaceae
Product: Long-chain-fatty-acid--CoA ligase 2
Exons: 5
Coding region: 104-2590 (828 amino acids)
Biological process (GO): long-chain fatty acid metabolic process; long-chain fatty-acyl-CoA metabolic process
Cellular component (GO): plasma membrane; endoplasmic reticulum; lipid droplet
Molecular function (GO): long-chain fatty acid-CoA ligase activity
Source: RefSeq, a predicted model, not a curated record